CCCAGUUCAGUAGGCCCGCGCGCUGCCUAGAAAUCUUGUCUGCUUAUCAGAACUGUAUAUCACAAGAGUUUUAAUACAAGGAAUCUAGGGCCUGUACGCUCAGGCCUAUAAUACAUUCGUCACAGGCAGACUUAGCUCGCAGCGUUGGUAGCCAUGUGCUUCUAGGUGGGCCCCAGGCCGAAUUAGUAGCCCAAAGCGCCAGGCAGCAAUCGAGGAUGUCAGCUGAGGGCAAGGACAAGCCGGAGGCGGUGAAGGCGGAGGAGAAAGCGCCAGCAGCGACCCCACAGGUCACCAAGGACGAGCCGGCCCCGGCGAAGAAGGCCGGGUGGGCCCAGGUUCUUAAGCAGGAACCAAAGGCUAAGUCGGGCGAGGAUAGCAGCAACGAUGCGGCCGCCGCGCCGCCCGCUGAGAAGGCAGAUGCAGUAAAGAAGGCUGACACCAAGGCGGAUCCUAAGGAGGCGCCUGCAGCAGCCACUAAGGAGCCCCAAGGCGAUGUGUCAAAUGCACCCAGCAACAGCAGCAAGUCGGAGCAGAAGGAUGCAAAGGAGGACAAGGCGGCGGGCGGCUCUGCUUCUGGCGAGCCUGCGAGCAGCAACGAUGGAGGGGAACGAACUUCUGGCGAGGAGAAGUCCAAGGAGGGCAAGCCGGCCAAGCCCGCGUGGAAAAAGCCGGACCAGCCCCCGGUCACUGAUGCGGGUCAGUCGGACUGGCCAACGUUGGGGGAUGCCAAGCAGCCGGUUAAGAAGCGUGAGCAGGCGCCCCCUGGCGCCAAUGCAACGGAGGGUACGAAAGAGAAGGAGGGUGGCGGUGGUGGCGGCGGCGGUGGCGGCAGCGGCUCUGGCAAGGGCAAGGCCAAGCCCGUGCGCCUGCCGGUCUCGGCUCUGGGAGAGGGUCUGCGGGACGGCGAGGAGGGCGGCCACAAAGGGGAGAAGGGCCAUGCCAGCAGCAGUGGCUCGGGGCAUGCGGGCGGCAGGGGUGGCGGACGUGGCGGCUCCGGCGGACGUGGCGGCGGCGCCGCCGCGGGUGGCCGCGAGCGCCGCGGUAACUACUCGACUGAGGGCCAGGCCGACGCCUCGUCCUCCUGGACGCGUAAAUCGGACGCGGCAGCUAGCUCAUCGGGCGCGGGUGAGGGCGGCAGCAGCGCGCGCGGCGAGGGCCGCGGCGGUGGUCGGGGUGGUGGCGAGGGCGGGCGCGGCGAGGGCGCCGGCCGUGGCGAGGGCGGGCGCGGGCGGGGUCGCGGACGGGGCAGCGGCGGCCGCAGCGGCAGCGGCUUCCACGCGAGCGGCAGCGGCGGCUCGCAGGCACAGGGCAACACCAACAUGGGCCCCUACAUUAGCGCGCCCGUGCCCAGCCAGCAGCAACAGCAGCAGCAAUUCAACUACCCCGGCUACUACGCCGGCGGCAUGUUCUACCCCACCGCGCCCUACGGCUCGGCCAACCCCGCUGACAAGGCGCAGACGAAGGCCAUGCUGACAGAGGCGGUGCGCAAGCAGAUCGAUUACUACUUCUCCGUGGAGAACCUGUGCAAGGACAUCUUCCUGCGCUCGAAGAUGGACGACAAUGGCUGGAUCCCGCUGGCCGUGGUCGCCAACUUCAACCGCGUGCGCAUCCUGACGCUGGACUGGACGCUGAUCGUGGACGCCAUCGCGGACUCACCCAUCGUGGAGGUGUCCAGCGACAGCACCAUGCUGCGCGCGCGGGAGAACUGGGACCGCUGGGUGCUGCCGCCGCAGCAGCGCGACCUCAGCCACAACCCCGCCGCGCUGCAGGCCGCGGCGGCCAAGGGCGAGGAGGGCAGCAGCCCCCAGUCGGGCAAGGGCAGCGCGGAGAAGGCUGAGAAGCCCGAGAAGGCCGACAAGGCUGACAAGGCCGACAAGGGCGAUAAGGCAGCGGAGCAGGCGCAUGGGACAUCAGUGGCCGCCGCCGCGGCCGCGUCGCCAGUAGCCUCCUCCCUAGCAGCAGCGGCGGGAGGCAAGCCCUCUGCCAGCAGCACGCCACCUCCCGCCAAGCCAGCGGCGUUCACGACGCCGCGUGCUGGCGCGCCGGCCGCCAAGGCGGCGCCGGCUAAGCCGGCCAAGAAGGAGGACGCGGACGACGAGGACGAGGACCUGUUUGCCAUGGAUGAGGAUGAGGACGCCGCUGCGCAGCGUGACGAGCAGGAGGACGUGGUGAACGCCAUGAGCGACCGCGACGUGCUGGAGAAGCUGAUCGUGGUGACGCCCAGCCGCAAGAUCCGUGGCGAUCCGGGCGGCAAGCUGGACACGUCGUCCAGCCGCCUCAUUGCGGACGGCCUGGCCAUGUACGAGCAGGAGCUGGCGGCGCAAAUCAACAAGCGCCACCACACCAAGCCGCCCAAGGGCCCGCACGGCGGGCCCAGCAGCGGCCGCAACGCGGCGCCGAUAGCCGGCAUGCACUUCUACGGCUCCUCGCUGCCCAAGAGCGGCGCGCACAGCUACAGCCGCGGCGCGCACAAGCGCAUGGGCGACUCGCUCACCGGCACCUCGCCGCCCAACGGCGGCGCCGUGGGUUGGCUCAUGGGCGCCACGCCGCCCGAGGGCAACGGCCUGUACGGCACCAGCCCCUCGGGAUCCAUGGCCUCGAGCUUUGGCGGCUCGUACAAGCGGCACGGCAUGCUGGGCACCAGCCCCAGCGGCCGCGGCGGCAGCGUGCCGCUGCCCAAGUUCCAGCACCCCAGCUACGCGCUGCUGGAGGAGAACGGCUUCAAGCAGAUCAAGUACAUGAAAUGGUUUAAGCGCUGCGUGGAGGAGCGCUCCGCCAAGGGCAUUGGCCAGAGCGAGGAGAUGAACACGCUGUUCCGCUUCUGGUGCUACUUCCUGCGCGACAACUACAACGAGAAGAUGUACACCGACUUCCGCAAGUACGCGGAGGAGGACGCGGGCGCGCAGUACCACUACGGCAUGGAGUGCCUCUUCCGCUUCUACAGCUACGGCCUGGAGAAGAGCUUCCGUGCCGACCUGUACAAGGACUUCGAGGAGAUGACGCUCAAGGACUUUGACGCGUACGACAGCCUGUACGGCCUGGAGAAGUUCUGGGCGUUCCACUUCUACGCCGGCUUCCCCAAGGACAGCGGGCUUGAGAUCCACGCGCGGCUCAAGACGCUGCUGGAGACGGAGUACAAGUCGUCGGAGGACUUCAAGCGGGAGAACGCUCGCCGCCAGCAGGAGAAGGCCGCUGCCAAGGCCGCGGCCGCGAAGGCGGAGGGCGAGAAGCCCAUUGAGAAGUCGGCGCCGGUGGCCGUGCAGGCCAAGUAGGCGAGCAGCCAGCGAGAGCAGUCAUGGAGCAAUCGGCGAGGAGCCGGCGAGCGGGCGAGGAGCGGUUGGAGUCGGGAGCAGCCGGCAUGCGGAGUGGCGCUCUGCCGGCAACCGUGAAGCAGCGUCUGUGUGGAGUGGCACCGAGGGUGCAGGUGCAGGAGUGAGGCAGACAAUGUGCCGGGUGCGGAUGCGGGUGAGUGCAUGCGGCGGGGAGUGGUGCGUAAAAGUAGAACGUUGAUACGGGCUUGCUGAAUUGCUGGCGCCGUGCUGUGGUGGGUGAGGAAAGCAAACUAGUUCAGCGGCGCCUGUGCGAUGGUUGCGGGUCUGCGGACUCCGACGUCGACGCUGACACCAUGGCAGCAACAUUUAGCAUAAUUGCUGUGGCAGACGUGCUUGAAUGAUUGAAAGCGGGGGAAAGCCGGGUGGGGCACUGAUGAAGUAGCAGGGGCAUGCCUCCGGCUAGUUUGUUUCUGUGUGCGUGGUUCUCGGGUUUCCUUGUUUUUCGCGCUUCAACUAUAGCAGAAGUUUGAUGUGAAGCGCCUUUACAGGUAUCCGACGUUGUUGCGUGCGGAUGGCGUCGUCGUAUGGUGCGGUGUGGUUGGGCUCUGCCGUGUGUGAGCAGCGGGGGUGCCUGAUGAUCGCAGAGGCCCGGGUGGGUGCGGGUGCGCAGGCAAGCGGGGGCUUUCUGUCUGCUAUAGAUGCGCGGACGCAUUGCUUACGUAGGAUUUCCUAGUCAAAGAUCAGGUCUGAGUUGGGUGCGUUGAUGGUCUUCGUGUCUGAUCGUGUCGGUAUGGCACCAAUACAAAACCAUAUUAGUUCCCCAUCCCCGUAUUGAUUGACGCAUAGUAUGCAAUGCGGGGAGGGGGAGUCCAAAAAAGUGUGUGUGCAUAGGUGACGGUGUGUGCGUGCGUGCAGUGUGUGAGGCAGAACUGACAGUGCCAUCCUCGCUGCUGUGAUGAUCGAGCGUUGGCCAAUGGAGUGAGGGCCAGAUGUAUGAUAACGAACCCGAACCAGUUUAAAAUUGCAGC
Chlamydomonas reinhardtii is the source of this 4300-nucleotide messenger RNA. RefSeq lists its product as uncharacterized. The transcript has 10 exons. The record is from RefSeq and is a predicted model, not a curated record. Gene Ontology annotation, molecular function: RNA cap binding. Lineage: Eukaryota; Viridiplantae; Chlorophyta; Chlorophyceae; Chlamydomonadales; Chlamydomonadaceae. The coding region runs from base 216 to 3272 and encodes 1018 amino acids. Gene Ontology annotation, biological process: mRNA stabilization.